This is a messenger RNA of Saccoglossus kowalevskii, 1256 nucleotides long. RefSeq lists its product as uncharacterized. Lineage: Eukaryota; Metazoa; Hemichordata; Enteropneusta; Harrimaniidae. The record is from RefSeq and is a predicted model, not a curated record. Gene Ontology annotation, molecular function: ubiquitin binding.
GUGCCAUGUAACAUCGUUUUGGUCGUUUGCGUGAAUAAUAAUUGUGUCUGUUGUUUGAUUGUGACAUUGUAUUACUGUUUACUCCGUGCUCCGAUUACCAAUGACGCAUAUAUUUAGAUACAAAUACAUGGCGACAGGGGAAAUCCAAGAAUUACGAUGAUGUCACUUUAGUUUGAAAUCAUGAGUCAUACGUACAACCCCAGACCGUCGAAUACUAAAGUGCGUGGUGCUGCCAGUCGAGGCCGUGGUACAAACGCUGGUCAAAGACGCAAUCCAAGCCCGAGAAGAAACCCUACUAAAGUCCCUGGAGUUGGGAGGCAGGGACGAUCAGUUGAACAAAGUAAAAUGGAAGACGGGGAGGUUAACCCAGGUACAGAUUAUGGGAAAGCUGGUGAUUUGAAGCAGCGAGCUGAAUAUUGUGGUGCCUUCACGAAAAUAACACCGAACGAAAAAAGACGAAACCAGGUCGCACGUCAAGCUGCGGAGGAAGAAAGAAUGUACGAGGAACAUAAAGCCAGCAAACGAAUUGACUAUAUUUCCUUGCCGCCACAGACAAUAGGAGGAGGGGCGGUGACUGAACAUGAAGUUCGGAGAAAACAAUCAGUCGAACAACGGCAGAAUGCAGUGCAGCAAAGAACAGCCAGAGCUACUUAUAGAGAGAAACAAAAAGCACAAGAAGAAGCACAACUUAGAGAGAAGAAGGCGAAGGCCAGACAACAAACCGAAAGGAACAAGGAACGAGCAGAGAACAGAAAAGAAAUGUGGGAUGAAGAUCGCAAGAAAAAAAACGAUGAAUUCCUAAGAAGAUUUGAGAACAAACCUAAAGUUAGGUCAUCAGCAUCUGAUCAUAGCAGUGACACUACUACCAGCACUGCCUCGCACAUGAGCAUGCCAAAUUCAGCCAGUCAUCAAAGGUCAGGUCGGCCCCUUGACCAGUUAAUUGAAAUGUUUCCAGAUCAUGACAUUUCACAGUUGUCUCAGGCCUUAGAUCAUGCUAAUGGUUCUGCAGAUUUGGCAGUGAGCUUCCUUAUAUGAGUUUGCAUAUAUUGUAAUAUCAAUAGGAUUAUAAGUUUUUACAAAUAUGGUGUCAUAUUUUGCUGUACAGUUACAAUCUGAUUACAUCAAGAUGUUCGGUGUCAUCUUCAAAUUUUAUCGGUUACCCAUUCACAUGAACUCCAAUACAGAACUCAUCCACACGAGUAAGUUACCCAACCAAGCCAAACCUAACCAAUAAAAAUUGUUUUAUUUCAAGAAUA